Phyllotreta striolata is the source of this 766-nucleotide messenger RNA. Lineage: Eukaryota; Metazoa; Arthropoda; Insecta; Coleoptera; Chrysomelidae. The record is from the annotation of a GenBank genome assembly.
CCGAAAUGCACUGCAGCAUCAUAAAUUCAUCGAACGUAAACCGAAAUCAUCUCAGCCGUCACCUCCAAUUCCCAACGAACAUAAAUAUUCAAUUCCACGCGAAUACGCGUUACAUCCUCCUCCACGUUCCCGUUUUUUUAUCGCGCCAUCCCGGAUUAUUAACGAGCCCUCCAGUCCGCGUCCGAACGCCGGCUCACCUUCCUUCCGGCGCUCUUCUCCCGAUCCCGGUCGCCUCCUUUCCGCUCCCGAAAACUUCUCCAACGCAGUUCAACGGCCAUUGCGAAAACACAUCCAAAUGCGUCGUAACGGCGUUUCGUUGCCACGGCGACCCAGGAGCACCAGUCAACCACGUUCGGAGAUAUUUUAUUCUUCUGAUGCUGGUGCAAUGAGGAUGCGUAAAGUGAUGCGCCGUUGCCGGAUCUCCGGAAGAUUUUCCGAGUCUGGGGAUUUUUUUGCCAGUACGGCGAAGGGCGGGGGUGUUUUCAAGGGAUGGUGAAGUGGAGGUGGUUUAAAAGGAUUAUAAAGAUUGUUGGGUUGUUUUGACCUGGGGAUUUUUUUGCUAUUUGGGCGAGAGGGGUGUUUUUAAGGGAUGGUGAAGUAGAGGUGGUUUAAAAGGAUUAUGGUGAAUGUUGGGUUGUUUUGGCAUAUUUGGAUAUGGAUUAUUAAUUAAACUGAUAUUUGCAGGAGUUCAUGCAUUUAUAUUUUAAGUAUUGAAUUUUAUUAGCUCUAUUAAUUUUUGCAAAUUGUAGUAUAACAACACAUUUAC